AUGCCGCCCCUCUUCGGCCUGGCGAGGCGACAUCGCCUCGUCGUCGCGGCCAUCCUAAUCGUCACCGCCAUUUUCGUGUUCACGCGCUCAGAACAGCCCGAUGUUGCUCAAUCCUCGUACCACCGCACUCCAGGUGUCGGUAUGAAUGACUGGGAUGACGCGCCUCUAGAAGAAGACAUUGUCCUUCCCCCAUCUAAAAUCGGCCUCAAGGGCUGGUUCCAGUUCAGCGGCCUCAAGUCGAGCGGCCGCACCGUCCUCAUCACCGGUGGCGCCGGCAUGCUCGCACACGCUCUCGCUCCCCGCCUCAUUGACGAAGGAUUCAUCGUCCACGCCCUCGAUAUCGUUUCCAAACCACCAACGCUUCCAGCCGGCGUCGUGUACCACCGAGGUAACGUGGCAACAUCGUUCCGGUCCGUGCUCCAGUCGACACCCUUUGACGGUGUCGUACACUUUGCCGCUGUGUCUUUGGAUCAGUGGUGCGCGCCAAAACAGGACGAGUGCACCCACGUCAAUGUCGAUGGCACCAAAGCUGUCAUGAAAGCAAUCGAGGACCAGUUUACCGACAGUCGCAAGUCUGGCAAGGGCCUGUUUGGGACGAGGUCUGGAACAAAGGUCCCAUGGAUCCUCUUUGGGUCGAGCAUGGACGUGUUCGGGCCUAACGCCAAGGAUACCGUCACCGAGGACUCUCCGCAGGAGGCCGAGAGUGCGAUCGGACACACCAAGGCGACCGCCGAGGCCGUGGUGCGCGAUGGUUUCGAGCGCGCGCGCCAGACUGUCCUCCGCGACAGCCCGAACAAGCCCAAUGGAAUUCCUUCCUCGCACAAGGGCAAUUCGCUGCUGCACGCCGCCGUUGUCCGCUUCGCUGACGUCUACGGGUACCGGCGUUCAAGCUCGAUCCCGUCUGCCUUCUUCCCUCGCCUUCUCCAGAACGCGGUGACGUCGCUCCCUAUCCAGUACUCAUCAGACCGGCCACCAAUGGACCUCCUCCACGUCGAGGAUGCUGUUGACGGUGUUCUCCGUGUCAUCCAGCUCUGCGACGGUAUCGCGCGACUCGGCAAGGACGCCCAGCCGUCCCUCCUCACAGUCAACCUCGUGCACGGCGGCAAGCGGUGGGCCGAGCAGGAGAUUGUUGACAUUGUCCGCUCCGAGACUCAAUCGUUCUCGCCUGUCCGUGACAUUGGUGAUCACAAGGUCAAUGUCCGUGGCGCAGCCGAGUACUCGAACAAGGCGGCCCAGGAGACUCUGGGCUGGAAACCCACAAUCUCCCUUCCCGUCGGCCUCGCCAAGUCAGUCAUGCACCUCGCCCAGGAUGCCGCCGAUUACUCCCGGCGCUUCCUCAUCGACCACUGUCCGAGGGACCCCAUUGCCAAGGAGCUCGGCGUCGACGGGCCCAUUCGAAUGGAGCGAGAGGACUUGCGCAACACCGAGCUGUGGAAGCUCAACAAGUGCACAGUCAACAUGGCGUUUGACAACGGCAACGGUUUCCUGCAUCACAUGAAGUGCGAGGACGGGAAACACUGCAAAGCCAACGGCGUCAAGGUGCCUUCGUACAACUGGAACGCGACCGUGUGGAUCAUCGAAGAGGUUGCCGCUGAGACGCACACCGGAGAUGGCAAAAUCACUGCGCGACUGUGGCAGGAGAAUGGUAUGGGCUACUUGGGCAUCCCUGAGAAGGAGCUCGAGAUGGGCGAGAUCCACUUUGAGAUGUACAAAAAGGGGGAUAAGACGCCGCACCACGACGUGUUCGAGAUCGCCGUCGCCCACGACUCGUCGUUCCUCUCCAUGUUGAUCCCGAAGCAACACAAGCAGGUGUGGGUUAAGCCGACUGACGACGACGACCAGAGCGCGUUCGAGCUCAUCCCGACCAUGAGCCCGCCUCGUCACAAUAUGCGCCUAUCGGUGUUGUGUUGCCCGUCCGAAGGGGACUGGCCACUGCUGCUCGACGACCACGAGUCUGCCGACUCACGCUUCGGGUUCACGAACCAGAUCCCUUCCAACUCUUCGCGCCGCUCGCACCUCUGCGAGCGCGCACACGACGCCCACGUCUACUACACUGACAUGGCAGAGAAGUCCAAGAAGGCAACCAAGGCCACCAGCGCGACCGUGCCUAACGGCAACGCGCCGGCACUCGGGGCGCACCCUGACGAUUGGGCGCUCAAGAGGCUGCCAGCAUGCUGGAACGACUGUGCGGCCCCCACCGUCUGUAUGCAGACCGGCAAGUGUCGAUGUGUACAGGCCGAUUCGUGCCCGCGCCGUCGCGAAAACCCGCUGACGGCGAUUGCGCGCGGGCCGCGCAUGCCGAUCAUGCCCAACAGCUCCCCGCUCGGCAAGUUCAAGGGCUACGGCUCGGUCCUGCAGGACAUGGUGCCCAAAGUAGACUGGCGUGAUCUGCUUUACCCCGAGGCUCGCGCGUACCUUGCUGCCCACCCCGAAUUUAUCAAGGUCCACGUUGUGAGCGGGUACCCGGGUGAGCAGGAGAUUGAGAGCGCCGACUGCCACAACCUCCAGCCCAGCCACUGUUUCUCGGCCGACUCGAUCAUGUACAAGGCCAUGCGGCGUCUGAGUGUCCCCGCUGAGCAGGCCGACCUCAUCGUAUUGCCAGUGUAUCAGCACUGCACGGGCGCCGACUUUAUUCUGCACGAUGUGUGGAACCACGCCGCAAACACCAUCAAGGGCAUCAAUGACUACAGUAAGGCCACGAGCCUGGUUAUGACGCACGACUGGGGAAUCUGCCUUGCCUUUGACUGGGAGAUCUGGAGCUCUCGCCCUCACACCCACAGGUACCCCGACCCGCUACUGCGCAACACGAUCGUCUUCAGCGUGAUGGGAGACUGGGACUCGAACUGCUACCGCCCAGCGCAGGACGUGGUCGUGCCGGCCCGCACGUGUCUGAGCAAGAAGCUCGUCGACACCUUCCCGAACGUCGAGCACAUUAUGCCUGCCCGCGAGCGGCCGCGUUUGAUCUCGUGGUCCGGCACGUUCUGGGGCACAGGCAAGAACGAGCGUCUCCGUCUGACGUGUAACCGCGGCGGAGUGGUGAACGAGGAGCUCCUUCCAGGUCAGGGGCCGCAGUCCAAAUUCCCCCGCGCGUGGGACGACUACAUGGUGGAGCUGAACACGGCGCGCUUCUGCCCGCAGCCGCGUGGAGUAGCUGGUUGGUCGCCACGUGUCAACGACGCACUGUACGCAGGCUGCAUCCCAGUCCUCAUUGCUGAGGCGUCGCACUACCCGUUCGCGAGCAUGAUCGACUGGAGCCAGAUUAGCGUGAGGAUCCACCCAACUGAGCUGGACCAGGUCGAGCGUAUUCUGAACGAAAUCCCGCUCGAGCGCAUCGAACAACUCCAGGCCAACAUUGUGGCAAUCCGCGAUGCGUUCCUGUACGCCACCGAUGAGGCGCCCGAGGCCGAGCUAGACCACCGGGGUCCCAUGUUUUUUGCGCUGCACGAGGCGGGCAUGCGCCUGCGCACACAGUAUGCGCGCACUUAG
Molecule: messenger RNA, 3486 nt
Organism: Cutaneotrichosporon cavernicola
Lineage: Eukaryota; Fungi; Basidiomycota; Tremellomycetes; Trichosporonales; Trichosporonaceae
Exons: 2
Coding region: 1-3486 (1161 amino acids)
Molecular function (GO): glycosyltransferase activity
Source: RefSeq, a predicted model, not a curated record